UUGGCCGUCUCACUCAUUCUUACGAGACACAACUCUCAGACUCAACUGUACCUCUGGAAUCUGAGAAACGUGUGGCCAACAACAUGCUGUGCACCUACUGGGGUUUUUUUUUUCAUAAUAAUUUAUUCUAUAUCUGAUUCUUAAGCCAGGUGGCCAGGCCCUUGUUUCUCAAAAUUUUACUUCUACUGUAUUGCACACCGUAAAAUUCUGCACGUGUGGUCCGUCGCUCCCACCAAAGCCGUUGUCUCUUGACAAUGUCAUUCUGAUUUCACCAAAACUCUUUACCUUUACCUUCACCGACCCCUUAGCAUCGUAAAGGCUAUAAAUUUUGCUUUCGCAUUGUGCACUUGUUUGCAAAGUUUGCAACUUUUAUGGCUUUGAAGGCCAAUCCCAUCUGGGGUUAUGCUAAAACUCCACAUUUUCAUGUGGGUUUGCCAGAUUUGGGGCCUAGGCCUUGUGGGUUUGCUUUGGAUUUCAGGGGUUUAAACAAAUGGGAAUGUUCUUGUGUUGGUGUUUUAGCUCAAACUCCACAGAGAGCUAUCACUCCUGUUGAGGAUGAGAAGCCUAGUCAUGAUAUGGAGUCGUCUGGGGCUAUUCAGCGCCCUUUUGACAUGGAGUCAACUGGUUUUCAUAAGGAUAUGAAUCUUCUUCCUAUUGCAGAACCCUUGUCUUCAACUGAACUUUCUUCAUCUUCUUGUGAUGGCUCAAAAGUGCGGGUUGCUUAUCAGGGUAUACCUGGUGCAUAUAGUGAGUCUGCCGCACGGAAAGCAUACCCAAAAUGUGAGACUGUCCCAUGUGAGCAGUUUGAAGCUGCAUUCAAGGCUGUUGAAUUGUGGUUAGUGGAGAAAGCUGUUCUUCCCAUCGAAAAUUCUGUUGGUGGUAGCAUCAACCGCAAUUAUGACUUGCUACUUCGGCAUAGGUUGCAUAUAGUAGGGGAGGUACAGCUGGUAGUAAACCAUUGUCUUCUCGGAUUGCCUGGUGUAAGAAAGGAGGAGCUCAAACGUGUCUUGAGCCAUCCACAGGCACUUGCUCAAUGUGAGAUGACACUAAGCAUGUUAGGUAUUGCGAGAGUAAAUGCCGAUGAUACUGCAGGUGCUGCUCAGCUUGUAUCUGCAAGUGGUGAAAGAGACACUGGAGCAGUUGCAAGUGCUGAAGCUGCUAAAAUCUAUGGUCUUGACAUUCUUGCUGAAAAGAUCCAGGAUGAUGAUGAUAAUAUUACUCGUUUUCUGAUACUAGCUAGAGAGCCUAUAAUUGCAGGAACUGACAGGCCCUACAAGACGAGUAUUGUUUUCACCCUAGAAGAAGGCCCUGGCAUGCUGUUCAAAGCCUUGGCAGUGUUUGCUUUGAGGGACAUUAAUUUAACUAAGAUAGAGAGCCGCCCACAGAGAAAACGUCCCUUAAGGGUUGUUGACGAUUCUAACAAGGGGAGUGCAAAGUAUUUUGACUACCUUUUCUACAUUGACUUUGAAGCAUCUAUGGCUGAAGGGCGAGCCCAACAUGCUUUGGGACAUUUGCAGGAAUUUGCUGGAUUUCUUCGGGUUCUUGGUUGCUAUCCAAUGGAUACAAUUUCAUAGAUGAUAACAAAUUAACGUCCAUUGCUGUACCGUAUAUUUUUUUCUAACCCAACUCAAGCCAGAGGUCGGAAGCUCAAUAGUAAAAGUUGGAAAUAUUCACUUGUCAAAUUUUUUCCCGCCAGAGACUAAACCCAAAAUAAAAUGAGAAAAGAUGAUGAAGAGAUUUGGAGAGGUGAGGUAGGUAGCCAUUUCUCAGGUACGUGAAUGUUUUUGGACUAUCAAGUGUUAUACUUUCUACCGGUGAAUAAUGGUCACUUCCUCAGACUGUAAUAUCAAUACUUUUAUUCAUCAAAUUUAAUCUUCUUUCAUUUGAAAAGAA
Messenger RNA from Mangifera indica (mango), 1893 nucleotides. RefSeq names its product arogenate dehydratase/prephenate dehydratase 1, chloroplastic-like. Gene Ontology annotation, molecular function: prephenate dehydratase activity; arogenate dehydratase activity. Lineage: Eukaryota; Viridiplantae; Streptophyta; Magnoliopsida; Sapindales; Anacardiaceae. Bases 372 to 1574 code for a protein of 400 amino acids. Gene Ontology annotation, cellular component: cytoplasm; chloroplast. Gene Ontology annotation, biological process: L-phenylalanine biosynthetic process. The transcript has 11 exons. The record is from RefSeq and is a predicted model, not a curated record.